Messenger RNA from Sciurus carolinensis (gray squirrel), 1392 nucleotides. RefSeq lists its product as uncharacterized. Gene Ontology annotation, cellular component: cytoplasm; nucleus. The record is from RefSeq and is a predicted model, not a curated record. The transcript is spliced from 3 exons. The coding region runs from base 17 to 628 and encodes 203 amino acids. Lineage: Eukaryota; Metazoa; Chordata; Mammalia; Rodentia; Sciuridae.
CCUGGCUGUCCGGAAGAUGGCUCAAGACAGGCCUUUACUUCCUGUGCAGGAGGCCUUGAAGAAGUGCUUCCCGGUCGUGGAGGAGCAGCACGGCCUGUGGCAGAGCACUCUGCGGGACUGCUCGCCCCUCCUGGCCUCGCUCAGCAACCUGGCAGAGCAGUUGCAGGCCGCACAAAGCGUGCGGUUUGAGGAUGUGCCGGCGCUUCGGGCCUUCCCCGACCUACAGGAGCGGCUGCGGCGCAAGCAGCUGGCGGCUGGGGACACUGUCCUGGACAAGCUAGGGGAGAAGCUAGCCACUCUCCUCAAGGUACGAGACACAGUCAGCAGCCACGUGGAGCAAGUGUUUCGGAUCUAUGAGCAGCAUGCAGACGUGGUCGGCCUUGAUGCUGUUCUGCAGCCCUCAGCUCUGAGCCCGUCUGUGGCUGACAUGUUGGAGUGGUUGCAAGAUAUUGAGAGACAUUACCGAACUUCGUACUUGAAGAGAAAGUAUCUCUUUUCUUCCAUCCAGUGGGGAGACUUGGCAGGCAUCCAAGCACUGCCUAAGGCCUGGGACCAGAUUUCAGAAGAUGAGCACCAAGAUCUUGUACAAGAUAUCCUACUGAGUGUUUCCUUCUUCCUGGAAGAGUAAGGAAACUUCGUGUUAUGUGAAGACCAGAAGCACCACAGUUGAAGAUGGACAUUGCUGCCCACUGUGAUAUUUCUAAAGAAGCAUCAGGAUAACAACCUGACCUAUUUGAAAUAUCAGUGCCUAGGACUGGAUCUUGGGAGGAUCAAGGGUAGAAGUCUCUGGGGCUUCUCAUGCCAGAUCAAGGUUCCAUUCAUGGUUCAUGGGCCAUUGCUGGCCCUUUCAGGGAAGCGGGUGGAGAUAGAGAGAAAGCAGGCAAGGCAGUACUGAUAAACCUGCCAGUCUACAUUAUAAGGCCCAAAGUGGUAGGGAGGGAAAGGACAGGAGAUAAAGGGCAGAAGUCACCCCUGGCAUUAUCUGAAUCACCAGUCUGAUUGACGUCAGGUCCUGGAAAGGUGUCUGUACCUGACACCUUGAAGAUUGAGAAAGAGGUUUUGAUGAUUUAAAGAAAUAAGGAUAUGUUUGUGGUGGGGUGCAAUUCAGUAGUAGAGCUUGUGUUUGGCAUGUAUGAACCCCUGGUUCAAUCCCUGGCACCAAAAAAGAAAAGGGUGACAGGUUGCAGAAGUUCCUUAUCAAGCCAAUUUCCAUUUCCAAAACCUGCCACCAGGGGGAGGUGGUGCAGUACGAGUUGUCUGGAAGCUUUUGUGGAGAGCAGGUCCCCCUUGCUCAUACUCUGAGAGAACAGUAACUAGGGAAAUGAUACUCCCAAAAUGGCAGGGUGUUUUUGGCCACAGCUGGCAUGGCACUUGCGUUUACGUUUGGAGUAG